UAAAGCCCAUAUAAAAGCCCAAAAUACAACCGGAAGCUAGAUUCAGGAGUUCUAUACUUGUAAAAGCUAGAGUCAACGCCGUUCAGUCUCAGACCAGACGAAACAACGAUGCUUAACUCUAUCACUUUAACCCGGAAACCACCACUCCCGUUCAACUCUGUUGGGUUUUCAGGUAAUCACUCUUCGUCUUUUGGUCGAAGAACUAUAACGGAAGGUAGUUCGAGCAAGGCUCUUUCGUUUGGGUACAAAAAUGUUGGUUCACUGAAGUGUGGUCGGAGCAAUUGGCCGGGGCGUUCUGGGACUGCGUUUGGGCAUCUAGUCCGGGUCUCUGCGGUCCCAGGUGGGAAUUCAGGUGGCUCUGGCGGGUUAGGUGGUUCAGGCGGUGGUGGUGGUGGUUCCGGCGGCGGUGGUGGUGAUGGAAGCGACGGAAAAGGAAAGAAGUGGUCACUUCUCUCAUGGUACCAGGCUCUUCUCUCAAACUCUCCUGUUUUGACCAAAGCUGUGACCGCAGCACUUUUGAACCUCGUUGGAGAUUUGAUCUGUCAGCUUACUAUCAACAAGACCUCAUCGCUGGACAAGAAGAGGACACUCACCUUUACCUUCUUGGGCUUAGGGCUAGUCGGUCCAACAUUGCAUUUCUGGUAUUUGUAUUUGAGCAAAGUGGUGACAGCUUCUGGAUUAUCAGGCGCAGUUAUACGACUUCUACUGGAUCAGUUUGUUUUUGCUCCUAUUUUUGUUGGAGUUUUCUUAUCAGCAGUUGUGACACUUGAAGGAAAACCAUCAAAUGUCAUACCGAAGCUACAACAGGAGUGGACUGGUGCAAUGAUAGCAAAUUGGCAGCUAUGGAUACCAUUUCAGUUUCUUAACUUCAGAUUUGUUCCACAGAACUACCAGGUACUUGCUUCAAACGUAGUGGCUUUGGCUUGGAAUGUGAUUUUAUCAUUCAAAGCUCACAAAGAAGUUGUUGCAAAGUAGACAUGUUUCUUACCUGGAGCCUAGAGGUGGUUGCUGGAUUGUUAUCGGCAGAGUUUUGGGGAAACGGUCUUGUCUGCUGAUGCAAAUGUUUGGUGUUUCGAAACAAUUAUUUGGGAACCCUGCACUUGACAUUUUCUUAGAGUUGAAACAAGCUUUUCUUCAAGCACUUCAAAUAUUUCCCCAUCAUCAAUGUUUCAUAUAUUUAUUGUUUCCUCAUUCAGAGAAUUUUUUUAGUUCGUAUGAAAAUUUUGAAAUCU
Molecule: messenger RNA, 1232 nt
Organism: Arabidopsis thaliana (thale cress)
Lineage: Eukaryota; Viridiplantae; Streptophyta; Magnoliopsida; Brassicales; Brassicaceae
Product: Peroxisomal membrane 22 kDa (Mpv17/PMP22) family protein
Exons: 7
Coding region: 109-975 (288 amino acids)
Cellular component (GO): membrane; cytoplasm
Source: RefSeq, marked reviewed